Fusarium mangiferae is the source of this 2676-nucleotide messenger RNA. RefSeq lists its product as uncharacterized. The transcript is spliced from 5 exons. The record is from RefSeq and is a predicted model, not a curated record. Lineage: Eukaryota; Fungi; Ascomycota; Sordariomycetes; Hypocreales; Nectriaceae. Gene Ontology annotation, biological process: regulation of transcription by RNA polymerase II; DNA-templated transcription. Gene Ontology annotation, molecular function: DNA-binding transcription factor activity, RNA polymerase II-specific; RNA polymerase II cis-regulatory region sequence-specific DNA binding; zinc ion binding. Gene Ontology annotation, cellular component: chromatin. The coding region runs from base 1 to 2676 and encodes 891 amino acids.
AUGCACGGAGGUAAGAAGUCAUCUCUAGUCUCUGUCACCACUGGUAUUGACCGCCAUAGCGAUGUCCUCCUUCGCCACGUUAGAUACUUUCACCCAAACAGCGAGACUUCACAAAGAGAGCGCCGACGAUCAGAUGUCUCAGCGAACGAGAAGAGCCGACAGCGCCGACAGAGUGUCCUGGCCGAUUCCAUAAACGUGUGUUCAAUACCUCCGCCGGAGCCGGAAGAAGGUUCAGAAUGCGAGACAGAUCAGCAGGAUAAUAAUCAUAUGCGCGAUAAUGAGCAGCCGCAACAACAGGAGGAUAGUUCUAUAACUGUCGAUAAUUCGAUGGUGCAGUUUUCAACAUCUGAUCUUGAUGCGUUGGCUACAGUAUCAAUGCUCCAAGCUCUCCACGAACAACCGACUGAAUCAGCGAAACUGGCUUUGGAAGACUCUUUCGAUGGUCGACGACCUGCGAACCACUCCCCUGCUAUUGGUCAGCAUGAUAAUGAACUAUCGCCGAUGGGCUUCUCGCAUCAUAUGGUAGAGACGACACUAGAGACGACACUAGAGACAGCGACCCCUACCUUAUUCACCGCCAAUGCCGAGUUUCUUAGUCCUGGAGUGUCGUUGAGCACCAGGGCAAAUGUAUUCCAUUCUCACACUGCAGCCUCGUCAGCUCCUUGGGGAAAUAAUGAAGCAGCCCUCACAUCAAUGAGCAAUACGGAUUUAUUGCAUUAUGCUGGUGCUUUGGAAUUCUUACAACCGAACCUCAGUCAUCUAGACUUUCUUGAUUUUGGUCUCGGCGAGACUUCACCCGGCGUCCGUGGUUCGCAGGCCUCGAGCAACAGCGUCGACCCUGUCAGCAGCAUCCCGCUGGAGCGCUUCGCUAGGGUUGCUGCGCUAUGGCCCCGGAACCGAACGCACUCAGCAAGUCAGAUUGCUUCCAAAAUCUGGGCGGACGUGGUGAACUACCGGGGCGACGGCAUCUUCACAGAUGUCUCUAUUUCACAGUCAUCGCCAAGCUCGACAAUCGGCACUGAGAAUGAAUCGCGAUGGGGAAUGGACGAAGAAAAGAGACAGGAUCUCAUCCGAGAGUUCGGUUCGCCUGGGUCCAGCGUUGACUUUCUACCGGCGCGACUACUAAAUCUCGGUCUCACUAUCGCCUUUCGACAGCCUCAUUCUCUUGUCCCGUUUAUUCACCAACCCACGUUUUCAGCAAAGUCAGCAUCUAACUCAGUCGUCUUUUCCUUGUGUCUCUUGGGACUGGCCAUUCUCGAUUCAUCAUAUGUGAAGCCUUUCACAGCACACUACUUGCCUGCAGCUACCGAGAAGUGCUGUUCACAAUUAGCGACACCAUCGUUCGGCCCAGAAGGGUUGGCACAGCUCGUUGAGCGUCUUGCAUCGGCGGCAUUGCUACUGAUGGCUUGGUCAAUAAGCUCACCACAUGGUUCUCGCGAUACCUUUUUAUCCAGGAUGCUUUACAACCAGACGAUGAACCUCGUGAAAAUGUCGGGAUUACUGAUGCCACGACCUUCAUCGUUCAGCAUCGACAAUCUACUCAGUCAGGCAAACUCGGCCAGAGCCAUUCAUGACCCAGCGCAGAGCGAUGACUGGGCGUGGAAGGCAUGGGCUCGAACAGAAAGCUUCAAGAGAUUAAUAUCGACGUUGAUCAUGAUCGAUGCAUGGUGGGCCUCAAGACUAAACACAGAGCCACUCAUCUGUACUUCCGUGGUGCAAUUGGAGAUGUCGACGUCGAUCGACCUGUACCGCUCUUCGUCAGCAAGGUCGUGGAGGAGCUGUCGCAAUGCUGGCACAAGUGCAACUACAGACCCUGUUACAAUACGAAUGCACACUCCGUCCAUCACAUUGACGCCACUCCAAGAGACGUCGCCUAUUGGAAUGACUGGCUUGCUCUCUGUUGUCUGGGCUCGCAUUCUCCAGCAUCAACAUCAAAUAAGAGGAGCAAGUGACAGCAAUAGAGAGGGGCUUACCGCAAGUGUGGAUGCAUCGACUGAGACUGGUAACAGCAUGUUACGUGUGCUGGGCGACAUCUACACAAACUACUCGAGGUUUCUUCGGUAUAGAAAUCCCAACUGUAUCGCGCAGUGGCACUUCUUGAACCUCAAUGUACUGGCCAAUCUUGAGAUCUUCGAAAUGGCCUCUGGUCGCAACGGAGCUGAGAGCGCAUACGCUGCAUUGCAAGAGAUCUCCAAUUGGAGUCAGACCCAACAUGCACGACGAGCCUGUCUCCACGCCGCGGGGAUCUAUGUCGCCAUGAGUCGUCGAAGAGCAAACGACGGCGUUAUGCUGCAUUCCGAUAUGUCUUUAUUCACAGCUGCGCUUGUCCUAGGACUUUAUGUGUUCAUGAUGAAGCCGAACGAAGGACAUACUGAUGCUGACACAGAGUCAUUCGAGUUACUCAACGAUGUUGACUGGACAAAUCUUUGUGAUCCAACGUCUAUAGUAGAGAAUGCUGGGGAUAACACCGCCAGUCAGUUUAUACAUAAUGGAGGAAGUAUUAGCUUCUCUGGAACAGUGUGUGAAGCGGGAUAUAAUGCUGCCAAGAUGAUCUUACUCGAGUUUGCGAGCUUGUUAGAAGAGGUUGGGAAGUGGAAUGCGAAAGAACUGUGCCAUAUCCUACGGAUAAUGAGCGACUCUUUGAUUGAAGUCGACGACCGUUUGGGAGGUGAUUGA